This is a messenger RNA of Geodia barretti, 1459 nucleotides long. The record is from the annotation of a GenBank genome assembly. NCBI's taxonomy places the organism in Eukaryota, Metazoa, Porifera, Demospongiae, Tetractinellida, Geodiidae.
ACAGCUGACCCGGAAGCGAAUCGUAAUGUGCGAGAAAGAAUACUUCGUCUUUGUUCGCUCUGAGGAUGGAAAAGACACUCUCAGUCUGCGCUUAAACCUUCGCGGAAGAGAGUGUCGCUUCUUGCGAGCCAAGAACGAACCCGUGGGGCGAGCUCUGAAGAGAAUCGCGACCAACCUUGCGAGAAAUGGCGAGACCAAAAGAAAGAAAAAGGGGAAGGGUGGUGAUGGCGUCGACGACACGUUACCAGCCGAGGUUGUGUUGUAUGCAGGCAUUACAGAGGUGUCCUCUGAGACGGAAAACCAAGACGCCUGGGUCGGUGGUAACACACUUAGAGUGGACGACAGGCGCUUCGUUGUAACAGUGAACACACCUGCAGUGAAGUUCCUCAAGCUCCCCUGCUGUCUGUUGGCAACUUGUCCCGCCGUCCCCCUGGUGGAAUUAGAGUUUGCUGAUGUGGAGCACUGUCGGUGGGCAUGGAGACGGUAUGAUCCAGCCAAUCCUCUCCCUCCCACUGUUUUCCCCGAGUCUGCAGCCACUGACAAAGACAGACCGGUGGUUGACCCAAAGCCCCGGCUACCCAUCUCCGACCCUAUCAUCAGUACGUCGUUCAUAUACUGGACGGCAGAGGAAGACGAAGGGUACAAACUAGUGCUGGAGUGCACACCUUGCAAUGAGAGUGGAGAGGAAGGAGAGCCGGUAAAGGUGGUCUCCAAGAACAUCGUGUCGAGGUUCUGGAACAUUCCAAUGAUGGAGCGUCACCUCAUGACACCGAACCAUCUCGCAGAGCCUACCCAGUUCAGAGUCGUUUCGUACAACAUUCUUGCCGAUGUCUACGCCACUUCCGAGCGCGCCAGGAGCGCCCUCUACCCGUACUGCGACCCCUCGGCCCUCGACCAGGACUACAGACGGUGUCUAAUUGCCAGGGAGCUACUCGGUUACCACGGAGACAUUGUAUGUCUCCAGGAGGUCGGUGCCAAGUGCUUCUCACAGUUUCUGUGUCCGGCACUACACCAGUGGGGGUACCAGGCCUGCUUCCACCCCAAGGCAGGCAAGACUCCCGAGGGCGAAGCCACUUUCUUCAACUCCUCCAAGUUUUCCCUGAUCCAAGAAGAUGCCGUGGUUCUUAGAGAGUUUGUUAAUCAGUCUCCCAACUGCAGGGACAUCCUCUCUCUGCAUCCGCUCAUCCUCGCCGAUUUGCUCGAGAGACAUAACAUUCUGCAGACUGUUUUGCUCCGGUCGACCGAGAUCACGAACUCUUACAUUUUAGCCGCCAACACCCACCUCUACUUCCACCCAAUGGGAGACCACAUACGUCUGCUGCAAGUGGCCAUCAGCCUCAAGAUCCUUGGGAGUAAACUACGAGAAUAUCAACACAAACUUGGCACAGACGCUCGUUUUGCUGUCGUCUUCUGCGGAGAUUUCAACAGCUGUCCGUGCACCGCUGCCUACAGCUAUUUG